Molecule: messenger RNA, 1441 nt
Organism: Heteronotia binoei (common prickly gecko)
Lineage: Eukaryota; Metazoa; Chordata; Lepidosauria; Squamata; Gekkonidae
Gene: SHE
Product: Src homology 2 domain containing E
Exons: 6
Coding region: 73-1437 (454 amino acids)
Molecular function (GO): phosphotyrosine residue binding
Source: RefSeq, a predicted model, not a curated record
CCCCAAACCCUCCCCCUGCUGCUACUCAAUCUUGGGCCGUGACCCUGUUACUGGCCGGUGCCCUUUGCCACCAUGGCAGCCAAAUGGUUUAAAGAGUUCCCUGCCAACCUGAAGACCGUUUCCGAACGCGCCAAACCGGGCGGCGCCAACACAGGCAAGCUGAGCAGCACCUCCCGCAAGAGCCUGGCUCUGGCCGAAGCGGGCACGGCUUCGCUGCCCGGGAAGAACCGCAAAAACUCUGCCACCGAACUGGGCAGUGCCCGGACUCUGCUGGCGCUGGGGAAAGAGGGCGGAGGCAGCAGGCUAUCCCGGGACAACCUCCAGGGCCUCCUUCAGGCUGCGGCGGGAAAGAUGCGCAAGAAUUCCAGGGUGGACGGGGCCCCUGUGGAGGACCUGGCACGGGGGACCCCCAAGGGUAACACCACCUGCGGGACCUACAUCAACCGGCUCAUUAAAGUGGACGCCCACGACAAGAACGGGAAAAGCUACCCAGCCCCCGCUCCAAGUCCUACUCCGGCAGCUGCCCCAGAGCCGGAGAAGGCCAAACAGGAUACGGUCAUCAUCCUGGAAGAUUACGCCGACCCGUAUGAUGCCAAAUGCACCAAAGGGCAGAGAGAGGCUGAGAGGCUGGGGGAAAACGAUGGCUACAUGGAACCUUACGAUGCCCAGCAGAUGAUCACGGAGAUCCGGAGGCGGGGUUCCAAGGAUCCUCUGGUCAAAGCCAUUUUACUCCUGGACGAGCCAGUAGAUCCUGGGCCUAAGGGAGAGCCUGCCCUCAAGCGCCAAGCGGCCAAAGCCCCACAGCUUUACGACACCCCCUAUGAGCCCUCAGAGGCGGGAGGUCCCAAGCCAGAAGCCCGGCUGCCGGAGAACGACGAACGGCCUCCGGCUGAGUACGAACAACCCUGGGAGUGGAAGAAGGACCAGAUUGUGAAGGCUCUUUCAGUCCAGUUUGAGAGCGCAGAACGGCCCACGGCGUCCAAAGAGGAGCCCCAGGGACUGCCCCGACAGCAGCAUCACCGCCAGAGGAGCUGGCCUUCCAAGAUGGUGAAGCCCACGGGGGCGGCAGACCCCGGUGCCGAUGGGGAGCACGUGGAUCCUGCCCUCACCCUGGAGAAACAGCCUUGGUUUCAUGGGGCCAUCACCCGAGCCGAGGCCGAGAGCCGGUUGCAGCUGUGCAAGGAAGCAGGAUACCUGGUGCGGACCAGCGAGACGGGAACCAGCAAGUACUCCAUUGCACUGAAGACCAGCCAGGGCUGUGUUCACAUCAUCGUCGCCCAGACGAAGGAUCACAAGUACACCCUCGACCAGACGGGCGGGCUCUUCGACAGCGUCCCUGAGGUGGUGUGCUACUAUUCCACCGAGAAACUGCCUUUCAAAGGAGCUGAGCACAUGACCCUCCGGCACCCCGUGCCCAUCCCAAGCAAGAUCCACUAGCUCC